Heterocephalus glaber (naked mole-rat) is the source of this 5097-nucleotide messenger RNA. It is a transcript of the gene Cntnap1, whose product is annotated as contactin associated protein 1. Lineage: Eukaryota; Metazoa; Chordata; Mammalia; Rodentia; Bathyergidae. The record is from RefSeq and is a predicted model, not a curated record.
AGCGCUGGGGCAGGAGAGGACGGAGAGGGGACAGCGCCCCAGUGCUAACCCAGGAGCAGAGCCGGGCGCUGGAGCCCGAGCCCGCCCGACGAGAUGCGGCUGCGGCUGCUAUGCGUCCUGCUCGCCGCCGCGGCCUCGGGAGCUCGGGGCUGGGGCUACUACGGCUGCGAUGAGGAGCUGGUGGGGCCGCUCUACGCGCGCUCCCUGGGCGCCUCCUCCUACUAUGGGCUUUUCACCACAGCACGCUUCGCCCGGCUGCACGGCAUAAGUGGGUGGUCACCCCACACCCGGGAUUCAAACCCCUGGCUGCAGAUCGACUUGAUGAAGAAGCACAGGAUCCGCGCUGUGGCCACACAGGGCUCCUUUAAUUCUUGGGACUGGGUCACACGCUACAUGCUGCUGUACGGCGACCGCGUGGACAGCUGGACACCAUUCUACCAGCAAGGGCACAACGCGACCUUCUUUGGCAACGUGAACGAGUCUGCGGUCGUGCGCCACGACCUGCACUACCACUUCACAGCACGCUACGUGCGCAUUGUGCCCCUGGCUUGGAACCCUCGAGGCAAGAUCGGCCUGCGGCUCGGCCUCUAUGGCUGCCCCUACAAGUCCGACAUCCUCUACUUCGACGGCGAUGACGCCAUCUCCUACCGCUUCCCACGGGGCGUCAGCCGCAGCCUGUGGGACGUGAUCGCGUUCAGCUUCAAGACGGAGGAGAAGGACGGGCUCCUGCUGCACUCCGAGGGCGCCCAGGGCGACUACGUGACGCUGGAGCUGCAGGGGGCACACCUGCUGCUGCACAUGAGCCUGGGCAGCAGCCCCAUCCAGCCCAGGCCCGGCCACACCACAGUGAGUGCGGGUGGCGUCCUCAACGACCAGCACUGGCACUACGUGCGCCUGGACCGCUAUGGGCGUGAGGCCAACCUCACCCUGGAUGGCUAUGUGCAGCGCUUCGUGCUCAACGGCGACUUUGAGCGGCUGAACCUGGACUCGGAGAUGUUCAUCGGGGGGCUGGUGGGCGCUACGCAGAAGAACCUCGCCUACCGGCACAACUUCCGCGGCUGUAUUGAGAACGUGAUCUUCAACCGGGUCAACAUUGCUGACCUGGCCGUGCGGCGCCACUCGAGGAUCACCUUCGAGGGCAAGGUGGCCUUCCGAUGCCUGGACCCGGUCCCACACCCCAUCAACUUUGGGGGACCACACAACUACGUGCAGAUCCCCGGCUUCCCGCGCCGUGGACGCCUGGCCGUGUCCUUCCGCUUCCGCACCUGGGACCUCACGGGGCUGCUGCUGUUCUCCAGCCUGGGCGACGGGCUGGGCCACGUGGAGCUGAUGCUGAGCGAUGGCCAGGUCAAUGUGUCCAUCGCGCAGGCCGCCCGCAAGCGCCUGCAGUUCGCGGCUGGGUACCGCCUGAACGACGGCUUUUGGCAUGAGGUCAAUUUUGUGGCCCAGGAGAACCAGGCGGUCAUCAGUAUCGACGAUGUGGAGGGCGCAGAAGUCCGGGUCUCCUACCCUCUGCUCAUUCGCACGGGGACCUCGUACUUUUUUGGGGGUUGUCCCAAGCCAGCCAGCCGAUGGGGCUGCCACUCCAACCAGACAGCCUUCCAUGGCUGCAUGGAGCUGCUCAAGGUGGACGGCCAGCUGGUCAACCUCACGCUGGUGGAGUUCAGGCGGCUGGGACACUAUGCUGAGGUCCUGUUUGACACAUGUGGCAUCACCGACAGGUGCAGCCCCAACAUGUGUGAGCAUGAUGGCCGCUGCUACCAGUCUUGGGACGACUUUAUCUGCUACUGUGAGCUGACCGGCUACAAGGGCGAGACCUGCCACCAGCCGCUGUAUAAGGAAUCCUGUGAGGCUUACCGGCUCAGCGGGAAAAUCUCCGGCAACUUCACCAUCGACCCUGACGGCAGUGGCCCCCUGAAGCCAUUCGUGGUGUACUGUGACAUCCGGGAGAACCGAGCGUGGACGGUGGUGCGGCACGACAGGCUGUGGACAACACGCGUGUCAGGCUCCAGCAUGGAGCGGCCCUUCUUGGCGGCCGUGCAGUACUGGAACGCAUCGUGGGAGGAGGUCGGAGCGCUGGCCAACGCCUCGCAGCACUGCGAGCAGUGGAUCGAGUUCUCCUGCUACAACUCCCGGCUGCUCAACACGGCAGGCGGCUACCCCUACAGCUUCUGGAUCGGCCGCCACGAGGAGCAGCACUUCUACUGGGGCGGCUCCCAGCCUGGCAUCCGGCGCUGCGCCUGCGGCCUGGACCACAGCUGCGUGGACCCUGCCCUGCACUGCAACUGCGACGCUGACCAGCCACAGUGGAGAACCGACAAGGGGCUGCUGACCUUUGUGGACCACCUGCCUGUCACCCAGGUGGUGGUGGGCGACACCAACCGCUCCAACUCCGAGGCCCAGUUCUUCCUGAGGCCUUUGCGCUGCUACGGGGACCGAAACUCCUGGAAUACCAUUUCCUUCCACACCGGGGCCGCGCUGCGUUUCCCCGCAAUCCGUGCCAACCACAGCCUGGACGUGUCCUUCUACUUCCGGACCUCGGCGCCUUCGGGCGUCUUCCUGGAGAACCAAGCAGGCCUCUACGGCGGGUGGCGCCGGCCGUACCUGCGUGUGGAGCUCAACACGUCCCGGGACGUGGUCUUCGCCUUCGACGUGGGGAACGGGGACGAGAACCUGACGGUCCACUCCGAUGACUUCGAGUUCAGCGACGAUGAGUGGCACCUGGUGAGGGCCGAGAUCAACGUGAAGCAGGCACGACUGCGCGUGGACCACCGGCCGUGGGUGGUGCGCCCCAUGCCCCUGCAGACCUACCUCUGGCUGGAGUACGACCAGCCGCUCCACGUGGGAUCGGCGGAGCUCAAGCGGCGCCCCUUUGUGGGCUGCCUGAGGGCCAUGCGUCUGAACGGGGUGACGCUGAACCUGGAGGGCCGGGCCAACGCCUCCGAGGGGACGUCCCCCAACUGCACGGGCCGCUGUGCCCACCCGCGCUUCCCCUGCUCCCACGGUGGCCGCUGCGUGGAGCACUACAGCUACUACACCUGCGAUUGCGACCUCACAGCUUUCGACGGGCCCUACUGCAACCAGGACAUCGGUGGCUUCUUUGAGCCGGGCACCUGGAUGCGCUAUAACCUGCAGUCGGCACUGCGCUCGGCUGCCCGCGAGUUCUCCCACAUGCUGAGCCGCCCAGUCCCUGGCUAUGAGCCUGGCUACGUCCCUGGCUAUGACUCCCCCGGCUACGUCCCUGGCUACCACGGCCCCGGCUACCGGCGGCCCGACUACCCGAGGCCUGGGCGGCCCGUGCCCGGGUACCGGGGCCCCGUGUACAAUGUCACAGGGGAGGAGGUCUCCUUCAGCUUCAGCACCAGCGUGGCGCCCGCGGUGCUGCUGUACGUCAGCUCCUUCGUGCGCGACUACAUGGCGGUGCUCAUCAAGGAGGACGGGACCCUGCAGCUGCGGUACCAGCUGGGCACCAGCCCCUACGUGUACCCGCUGACCACCCGGCCUGUGACGGAUGGGCAGCCGCACAGCGUCAACAUCACCCGGGUCUACCGCAACCUCUUCAUCCAGGUGGACUACUUCCCGCUGACGGAGCAGAAGUUCUCGCUGCUGGUGGACAGCCAGCUGGACUCACCCAAGGCCUUGUACCUGGGGCGCGUGAUGGAGACGGGUGUCAUCGACCCCGAGAUCCAGCGCUACAACACCCCGGGCUUCUCGGGCUGCCUUUCCGGCGUCCGCUUCAACAACGUGGCCCCCCUCAAGACCCACUUUCGCAGCCCUCGGCCCAUGACCGCUGAGCUGGCCGAGGCCCUCCGCGUGCAGGGCGAGCUGGCUGAGUCCAACUGCGGUGCCAUGCCCCGCCUGGUCUCCGAGGUGCCCCCUGAGCUUGACCCCUGGUACCUGCCCCCAGACUUCCUGUACUACCAUGACGACGGCUGGGUUGCCAUCCUCUUAGGCUUUCUGGUGGCCUUCCUGCUGCUGGGGCUGGUGGGGAUGCUGGUGCUCUUCUAUCUGCAGAACCAUCGCUACAAGGGCUCCUACCACACCAAUGAGCCCAAGGCCGCCCAUGAUGACCAAGCGGCCAGCAAAGCGCCCCUGCCUGCAUCGGGCCCAGCCCCAGCCCCGGCCCCGGCCCCAGCCCCGGCCCCCGCCCCAGCCCCGGCCCCGGCCCCAGCCCCGGCCCCCGCCCCAGCCCCGGCCCCGGCCCCAGCCCCGGCCCCCGCCCCAGCCCCGGCCCCGGCCCCAGGCCCCGGCCCCCGGGACCAAAACCUGCCCCAGAUCCUGGAGGAGUCCAGGUCGGAAUGACUGGGGACUUCAGGGACCAAGCCUAGCUUCUCCAGACCCCUGUUCCUGACUCUCCCCACCCUCGGGGCACUGGCCGCUCUGGGCUGGCCCUGCCCACCCAGCAGGUCUCCUCCUGCAGGCCUGGUGGGCAGAGCUACAGACGGGACCAACGGGGAUGGCUGAGCCUCACUGCCGAGACCAGGGCCCUGCCGCUCCAUUCCAGCCCCACGGAGAAGCCCCAGGGUGGCGCUGGGCUUCCUGCCAGCUGUCUGCACCCGAUCCUGUGCCAGGUUCACCAUCAGCAGAGCCUCCACGUGGGGCUGCAGCCCAGGGCGGAGCUGCCGCCUCGGAUGCCCCCCACCCCGAAGCCUCUUGCACCUGCAUCCUCUGCAGGGCCCAGGGCUUCGCCACCCUCCCCACCCUUUUCGUUUUUUACAGCGAGACCACAAGGCCUCUGCCUAGCACCUUAGAACCUCUGCUGCUUCACGCUUGAGCCAAAGCCAUAAGAAACCCUGCAACACCCUAGAGAAACGCAGACCCCGCCUGGUGAUGCACGGCCCCCGGCCCCCAGCGCAUGAGGCGUCCUCCCAGCCCACCCGGGGCCAUGUUCUUUAUAUUUAUUUUUUGUUGCAAAGUCUGUCUAGAGAAAGCCUAUAUAUCACUAAUUUUUAAAUUAUGUUUAUAUAUAAAAGAGCAGCUCAGCAGGCUGCCCGUGCUGUGCCCAGGCGAGUUUGCUGAGAGCUCCACUGGCUAGCCGGCUCAGUCCUGCCAGCCACUCGCCGCCCCCCGUCUCCAAUAAAGCAAGUGGCAGAGCUG